Molecule: messenger RNA, 611 nt
Organism: Calliphora vicina (urban bluebottle blowfly)
Lineage: Eukaryota; Metazoa; Arthropoda; Insecta; Diptera; Calliphoridae
Gene: Gpa2
Product: Glycoprotein hormone alpha 2
Exons: 2
Coding region: 106-477 (123 amino acids)
Biological process (GO): cell surface receptor signaling pathway
Molecular function (GO): hormone receptor binding
Source: RefSeq, a predicted model, not a curated record
CAAGUAGUCUUUUAUAAACACGAUAUGUGCUAACAAUAUCACAGAGAAUACGGAAGCAACCAAACAAAAAUAUUUAUAGCAAAAUAUUCUUACUUCGAAAUUGCCAUGUUUCCUUUGAAAGUCGUUUCGUUGCUAUUGUUCUUUAGUAUAAUGUCUUUGGCCAAAGAGACUUGGCUAAGACCAGGCUGUCAUAAAGUGGGUAACACUCGAAAAAUUUCCAUACCCGAUUGUGUGGAAUUUCAUAUAACCACCAAUGCUUGUCGUGGUUUCUGCGAAUCCUAUGCAGUGCCAUCUAUGCCCUGGGGCAGUGUUGGUGGUAUCUUUAAGCCACCAAAGCCCGUGGUAUCGGUGGGCCAGUGCUGUAAUAUGAUGGAAUCGGAAGAGAUUCAAAAACGUGUAUUAUGCAUGGGUGGCAUGCGCAAUUUCACAUUUCAAUCUGCUUUAUCCUGUAGUUGUUAUCAUUGCAAAAAGGAUUAAAUUCGUUAUUAAACACUAGUAUAUUUGAAAACAAAUGUAUAUAUGUAUGUAAAAAUAAUAUAAUAUAGAAUAUAAUGUGAUGAGCCCUUAAGAACAAAAAUAAAAAUAAAAUUUUCGCUGUAAAAUAUUAACAA